Messenger RNA from Anopheles aquasalis, 1699 nucleotides. Its product is annotated as D-3-phosphoglycerate dehydrogenase. NCBI's taxonomy places the organism in Eukaryota, Metazoa, Arthropoda, Insecta, Diptera, Culicidae. The record is from RefSeq and is a predicted model, not a curated record. Gene Ontology annotation, molecular function: phosphoglycerate dehydrogenase activity; NAD binding.
GAAUGAGCAAACAGGUUUGCAUUGGUGGUGGUGGUGGUGGUGCGCCAAAGGAGUAGUACGCGGGUCUUCUAGGUCGGGGAGAUUGCAGUUCUUGUUGCUGCCGCCACCGCCACUAUCUGCCCCGUCGAUUCAUCGAUCGCUGAUCGUCCGAUCCGUUGAGCCAGACGGCAGGAGGGCUUCAGUUCCUUGCAGUACUCCUACCGGUGCGGUUGUGUUCGCUCGCUCGCUUGCUCUAUUCGUUUUGCUCACUGUUCCAUUGCAGUUUUAGAAGCAGAGAUGCCGAUCGAUAUUAAGCGUGUGCUCGUGUGUGAUGCAGUAGAUAAUGCGUGCGUUAAGCUGCUGCAAGAUCAUCAGAUCCAGGUCGAUUACAAGCUGAAACUCACGAAAGAUGAGCUGGUCAAAGAGGUGAAGAAUUAUGAUGCUCUCAUCGUGCGGUCCGAUACGAAGAUUACGGCCGAAAUCCUGGAUGCUGGAGCGGGCCGAGUGAAGGCCGUCGGUCGGGCAGGGGCUGGUGUGGACAACAUCAACAUCGAAGCGGCCACCAAGAACAAUGUGCUGGUACUCAACACCCCGGGCGGUAAUUCCAUAUCCGCUUGUGAGCUCACGUGCUUCCUGAUCGGUGCACUGGCCCGGCCCAUCUGUCCAGCGGCCACCAGCAUGAAGGAGGGCCGCUGGGAUCGAAAGCUCUACUCCGGCACGGAGCUGUACGGGAAAACGUUGGCCAUUCUGGGGUUGGGACGCAUUGGGCGUGAAGUUGGCAUCCGGAUGAAUGCGUUCGGUAUGCGGGUGAUCGGGUACGAUCCGAUUACGACGCACGCCGAAGCGAAGGCGGCCGGUAUCGAGAAGCUCGAACUGGAACAGAUCUGGCCCCAGGCGGACUACAUUACCGUGCACACGCCGCUCAUUCCGGCGACCAAGAAUCUGAUCUCAACGGAAACACUCGCCAAAUGCCCGAAAGGCGUCCGGGUGAUUAACGUGGCCCGGGGUGGCAUCAUCGAUGAGGCGGCCCUGCUGGCAUCACUCGAAAGUGGCCACUGUGGUGGUGCGGCACUGGAUGUCUACCCGGAGGAACCACCGAAAUCGGAAACCACCAAGAAACUCAUCAAUCACCCGAAGGUGGUCGCAACGCCGCACCUCGGUGCCAGUACAUCCGAGGCGCAGGUGCGUGUCGCCGUCGAGGUUGCCGAACAAUUCAUCGCGCUGACGGGCAACUCGACCGUCUACACGCAGUACGCCGGUGUAGUUAAUCGCGACGUUUUGAAGAAUGUCUUUUAAAUCGAAUUCGACGCUCCAGCCGGUACCUUCAGCUGCAGGCGGCGGUGGCCACCUAUUUUUAGGAAACCAUUUGCGCCCCUUUAAGGGCCGCUUUAUAUUAGUACACCAUCAUCACAGUACGGGCCACCGAUACGGUAUACUGUUUUCCACAAAAGGAGGGAAAUCAAUCAUCACACGACACGACACCCGGCCCGACGAUAAAGGAAUCGCCAACGCCAUGACGUCACGGUAGGAUGGUGGCUAAGCUAAUGAAAUGCUAUCCUCCAGGCGCUCCAGUGCCGGUGUCACCACAGAGUAAUCGGAUAUCGCACACAUUUGUCAAAUAAGCGUAGAAGCAAAUAAGAACCAUCCCAAAAGCGGAUAAUUGGGAACGAAUGCAAAUAAAGUGGUUUCAAUUCGCCGAGAAAGACGAUAUGAUAGUCAA